GAAAUCAAAAACGAAAACCAAGCAUUAAAAAAUAAAUUAGCAUUAGCCGAGGAAUUAUUGGGCGUAAAGGGUGCGACAGGAGAGGUUGACGGAACUCCCGGUGGAGCGGUGAAAUGCGUAGAUAUCGGGAAGAACACCAAAGAGGCGAAGGCAGUUAACUAUUCUGGUCCUGACAUUGAGGCACGAAAGCGUGGGGAGCAAAACGGAUUAGAUACCCGUGUAGUCCACGCCGUAAACGAUGAUACGCUCGCAAGAGUGAAACUCAAAGGAAUUGACGGGGACUCGCACAAGCACUGGAGCAUGUGGUUUAAUCCGAUGCAACGCGUAGAACCUUACCAAGGCUUGACAUGUUUGGCAAAACUGUGGAAACACAGCGGAGGUUAUCCAAACACAGGUGCUGCAUGGCCGUCGUCAGUUCGUGCCGUGAGGAGGAAGGAAAGGAUGACGUCUGGUCGUCAUGGCCCUUAUGCCUUGGGCGACACACGUGCUACAAUGUCGGAAUUGCUAGUAAUCGCCAAUCAGCCAUGUGGCGGUGAAUACGUUCUCGAGUCUUGUACACACCGCCCGUCAAGUCACGAAAGCCGUCGUAACAAGGUAUCCGUAAGGGAAUUUGCGGAUGGAUUUUUUAUUAUAAAACUAAGUUGGUUCUGUCUAGUCUUGAAAGACGAUAAAAAUGUUGUGAAGAGUGGUAAAUCAGGACAGGAAACUAAAAACCAAGAAUUAAACAGAAAACAAACAAAAAACUUUCCCGCUUGUCCUAUUUUCUAG
This is a messenger RNA of Racocetra persica, 768 nucleotides long. The record is from the annotation of a GenBank genome assembly. NCBI's taxonomy places the organism in Eukaryota, Fungi, Glomeromycota, Glomeromycetes, Diversisporales, Gigasporaceae.